AUGUUAUUCUUUAAGAAGAAAAGUCAGAUUCGUCCAGAGUCUAAGACUGCUGACUCCAUCAACAGCUCCACGGGUUCAAUGACGGCGUCUCAGCUCAACUCGCUUAUCAUGAACAUGUUAUCUUUGCCUCAGGCAAAAAACUCAUGCGACUCCUUGUGUAGAGACAACCCUAUCACCAAUACCGGAAAACGGAAGCAGUUGAUAAAGAUGCUGAUGAUCGUUCUCCUUCCGAUGGGGAUUCUCAUGGGAAUGAUAAGCAAUGUUUUCGUCUCGGUCGUCAAGAAUUAUGUCGAAGCUUCUUCGAUCCGGACGUCACUUUUCUUCUCUGUGGAGCUUGGUCAAAUGAUGCGUUACCUCCAGCGAGAACGCGACAUGAGCGCUCUGUAUGUUAGCGCCAUUGGUAAAGACACCAAAGGUUUGUUACUAAAACGAUACCCAGAUACUGAUGCUGCAGUAGACAACAUGUCAUACUGGCCUGUGAGACUGAACAAUCAAAAACAAGAAUUCGAAUCCAAGGAAAAGUUUCUACUUUAUCUCAAUAGACAUCGUUACCAGCUGGAUCAACAUAACCGAACGUCGAAGCAAGAAAUCGAGUUCUAUACAAGCUUGAUAGAAAGAUUCAUGUCGUGGCUGUAUGAGACUGUAUCAGAAUCUCGUACUGGCGCGGUAUGGAAAACCCUAGUGGCCUAUCAGGAGAUCAUUGUUGCCAGUGAAUACAUCGGACGUGAAAGAGGACUGGGAGUCACCUAUUUCGCCAGAGGUGGAUUUGAAAGUAAACAAGACUAUUUAUAUUUUCUAGAAGCUCAGAUAAAUUCAAAUAUUACCUUUCAAUCCUGUAAACGCUACUCAGAAAUGGCAUAUGAGAUAUAUGAGGAUCAGCUACGGAAGAAGGCUUCAUUACUACGCCAAAUCACCAAUAUGAGGCUUAUGAUUAGGUCUAACAAGAGCAGCCGACUGAACGCAUCUCUUGACAACGCUAAUUACUGGUUCGAAAACAUGACUUACUACCAAGAGACGGUCAGAGAAACUCAAAAAAAGCUGGCAGAGAAAAUUGACGACCAAUUGUCUAUUCGAGAAAAAGAGGACCUGCAGGUCAUCAUUUCCAUCAGUUGCAUAUUUGGUGUCGUCUUAAUGGUAUGCCCCUUGGUAAUUCUAGGCGUGUAUAGACUGACUGUGCAGAUUCAAAACUACUCACAAACGAUUGCAAACAGAACAAAGGAUUUGAAUAAAGAAAAGAAAAGAAUUGACACAUUGCUCUACCAGAUGCUACCAAAGUCUGUGGCAGAACGUCUGAAGAGUAACGAGAUAGUGGAAGCUGAACACUUUUCUGAAUCAACAGUAUUCUUCAGUGAUAUCGUAGGAUUUACCAAAAUAGCUGCCUCCAGCUCUCCAUAUCAGGUUGUGGAUAUGUUGAACAGUCUCUACACAUGUUUCGAUAAGAAGAUCGAGAUGUAUGACGUGUACAAAGUGGAAACAAUAGGCGAUGCCUAUAUGGUUGUGUCAGGUGUGCCUCGCAAAAACGGAAAUCGUCAUGCAGCAGAGAUUGGAAUAAUGGCGCUUAAUUUGUUGCGCACUGUGAAGGACUUGGAAAUACCUCACCUUCCUGGCAUGACAUUUCGUCUGAGGAUAGGUUGUCAUACGGGCCCUGUUGUUGCUGGCGUGGUGGGUACAAAAAUGCCAAGGUAUUGUUUAUUUGGAGAAACCGUCAUCACAGCGUCUAAGAUGGAGUCGUUGGGAAAGGCUAAUAGAGUCCACAUCAGUCAAACAACACGUGAUGUACUGGUUUCUAUUGGCGGAUUUACAAUGGAAGAACGAAUGGACAAUGUUCAGAUAGACCCUGAGUUGAGCAACGCAUUUGGAGGGUCCGUUUGUACCUACUGGCUCUUGGGCUCGCAAGAUAUCCCAUCCGACACGAUAUCGACUGCCUCGUUUGACCAAGGCCUGGAAUACUGAAAUAUGAUGAAGAACGCAGGGGAUUUUAUUUGUCAAAUGCACAUUUGUGAUGUGUUUCAGUUUAAUCCAUGAAUACAUCAAAUACAGGUUGAAAUAUUGUAUAAGUUACAUGUAUACUGUACUUUCUACGAGGCAUUUAACAUCUUGUACAUGUAAAUCACUAUACAAAGUGUGUCUGAUUUUGUUAUCUACACAAGGUUUUAUCCAUGUAUUUCAAUUAUUGUCCCAACACGCCCAUAAAUUCUUUCUGAAAAUGGAAACAUAAAGAAUAGUUCUUAGUGUUUCCAUGUAUUGCAGUAAAUGUAAACCUUUCCCAGUAAAGAAAUGUAAGUACGGAUUCAAAUGACUAAAAGUUGGAAAAUGAAAUAUUAAUAAAAAAAUCUGUACAUUUAUGAUCAAGUUAGCUCGUGUGUUGACUCACUAUCUGUGUAUAUGUUGUUACAUGAUAUAGCUUUUUUCCAUUUAUUUCUCACGUUUACAAGUGACAGAUGUAUUUUCAUAGUUAGUGGAUGUAAUUUUGUCCUUGUAUGCAGAAUGUUGUCAGUAGUGGUUUGGAAUGUGAAUUGCUUGUAAUGACUCUUGGUUCACUUUAGUAAGAACCGCGACACGUCCGUUGGGGUUGAAAAGACAAAGCAUCGCCACCUUAUACGACACACGAUAAAAGUAAUAAUAAUAAUAAUAAAAGUACACUUAUAUAGCGCCUUAUCUAAAAAUACUCUAAAGCGCUGUACAAAAUACUAAAAUUUACAAUUGAUAUUUAAAAGAAAAACCGUAGAAUACACAACGAAUAAUCCUUACACAUAUAAGCAUAUAACCACUAAAAGUAUCGGUAUUGCCGAAUUUGUCAGUGGAGAAUCGCUGAAAGAAUACAUUAUAAUGAAAAGUACAUUGUACUCCAUAAUGAGAAUUUACUCAGUUACAAUUUGUGUGUAUAUAUUGAUGGCAAUUAUUUUGUACCUUUUCAACAUGCAUGCAUUUGUAUUGUAUUCGUUACUGAAAUUUUUUAAGGGAUGGCUAUCGCUCGCAAUUUUAUAAUGCUAGGUUCCCACUAUCACAUUCGAGGGUCUUAAUCGUGGAAUACUAGUAUCCGUGGUGAUGGUAUCAAAUCUUACCAAAUCUUGGCGUCAGCCUCGUUGAUUAUAGAAAAUUAUUUGGCUGUCAAACAUUUUCUACGAUCAACACGAUUAAUUUUCAGUCGUUAUAAUCGCAUCAGAUCGGAUUGCAUCGCAACAAAGCUCAACAUAUCUCAUCUAAUCGUGCUCCCAAAUCGUGAUCAUCCCGGUCAAUCUUACGAGGUAAACACGCUUUGUUGCAAUGUCCUACCAUCUGUCACGAUUGCUGGUGGGUUGCAUUGUUCACUUUCUAGAUUUUAAAGAAAUGAAGUCAAUGGUCAG
Messenger RNA from Ostrea edulis (European flat oyster), 3347 nucleotides. RefSeq lists its product as uncharacterized. Gene Ontology annotation, biological process: cGMP biosynthetic process; receptor guanylyl cyclase signaling pathway; intracellular signal transduction. Gene Ontology annotation, molecular function: peptide receptor activity; guanylate cyclase activity. The record is from RefSeq and is a predicted model, not a curated record. Lineage: Eukaryota; Metazoa; Mollusca; Bivalvia; Ostreida; Ostreidae. The transcript is spliced from 10 exons. Bases 1 to 1953 code for a protein of 650 amino acids.